ACACCAUGACGAUCCUGAUCCUCCGUGGAGCCGUGGAGGGCGUGGCAAAGACGCGUUUCUAGUAGGCUCGAGACUUGGCCCGCCGGCAGAACUCGUCUAGCCCGCGGCCGAUCUCCUCCAUCCCCUCGCCGCGCUCCAACCCGGAGACGAGACUGCGCUCGGUCGACCACCACCUGGGGGCCUAGCGUCCUCGCGAGUCGCGACCAGCUCCGGCGCGGCGUCCGUCCUCUGCAGCCCCGGUGUCGCCGCGACCGUCGCUGCUGUCCUACUUCGGCACUCGACACCUUGGCCGGCGACGAGCACCACCACGACACCAGGUAAGGUGCUGGAACAGAAGAUGCAAGGGGGAAGAGGUGGGAGGCAGGGCUUGUUCGGGGACCCUUUUGCUGGUUUCGGCGGCUUUGGACAGCCAGGGAGCCUUAUGCCUGGUUUCUUUGGUGGCGCAAAUCCCUUUGACGACCCUUUCUUCACCAACCCCUUUGGUAGCAUGAUGCAACCUAGUUUCUCAACCCCUUUCAGCGGCAUGAUGCAACCUAGCUUCAUGAACCCCUUUGGUAGCAUGAUGCAACCUAGCUUGCUUGGACCGAGUAUGUUUGCGCCCCAUGGCAAUCUCAAUGGAGGCAUGUUUGGAAGCCAGACACAUCUCAGUCAAGGCAUGAGCAAUGCCAGUGGUUUCAUUCAGCAGGCCCCUGAACCAAGCAGGCCUAAAGGGCCAAUUAUCAAGGAGUUGUCUUCAGAUGACGAGGAUGAUGCAGACGAUGAUAAAGAAGAUGAGAAGAAGAAUGGUAACUUUAGGAAGCAUCCAAGGGAAAGCAAAGAGCCGUAUGUGGAGGACCCAGAUGAAGAAGUAGAAGAUAAUAAAAGACCUAAGCAUGGACAAUUUGGGAGGGAGUUCAGCAGAGCUAGCACAUCACGUCCACAGCCUCAGACAUUUAUGUUUCAGAGUUCAACUGUUACAUAUGGUGGUCCAAAUGGAGCCUGUUAUACAUCUUCAACGACUAGGAGGACUGGUGCAGAUGGAACUACACUGGAAGAAAGUAAGGAGGCUAACACAACUACUGGUAAAGCAACUCACAGGAUUUCACGUGGCAUUGGCACUAAGGGUCACUCACUAACAAGAAAUCUUAAUUCUGAUGGACAUGUGAACACCCUUCAAACUUUACACAACUUGAAUGAAGAUGAGCUUGCUGGGUUUGAGGAAUCGUGGCAAAGAAAUGCCAGGGAGAAUAUGCCUGGCUGGGAUCCUAGGAUGAACAUGCUUGGCAACGGAAAUGUUCACUCUAACUUCCGAGAUGUGAAUCAAAUGCCUGCACUUCCAGCUCCUGAUCCAUCCCGUGGCAUGAAUUCUUCAUGGAACUUUCAGAAUGGCUCUUCCAUGGGUCGUGCGCCCCGCACAUGAGUUCCUCUGUAGCAUAUGCAGGAUCACAGUGCUCAGUACCGGUGACUUCUGCUAUUUUGCAAAAAAAAAGUUGUUGUAAAACCUGAGCUCUCUUUUGGGGGGGGGGGGGGGACUGUAGCUUGUGACAGUUCUAAUAGUCAGGAGCUUCACUCGAGGCAACCGAAAGUCAGAAGCUUUCCUUAGUUUCAGUAGUUCUAUACUAGUGCUCCAUUAGUCCAAUAACAGUAGUUUAGUGCUGCCUGAGACGCAAUUAAAAUCUGUUUGGAUGGGGAGGAUUAAUUCUUGGGAACUUUACUGACUUUGGUGAAAUCUGAAGAAAAGGAAUCAUCCCUGAUCUUACCCAUCAGGUGUUGCUGGUGUA
Molecule: messenger RNA, 1760 nt
Organism: Sorghum bicolor (sorghum)
Lineage: Eukaryota; Viridiplantae; Streptophyta; Magnoliopsida; Poales; Poaceae
Exons: 7
Coding region: 338-1399 (353 amino acids)
Source: RefSeq, a predicted model, not a curated record